UGAUCUCGUCACCAAAGCAGCAGUAGCAUAACAAGAAGAAGCUUUAACUGCAUUAACAUAUCCGAGCUGCACUGCAAUGGCCAACAACCACGAAGCCGCCGCUGUCCUCCUGAUCGCGUCCCUCCUGGUGGCGGCAAGCCUCACCGCCGACGCGAGGAUCACCGUCCAGGUUAUGCGUGCGUCAGUGGAGGGCUCCAAGGCGGUGUCGGUGCCGGCGCUGACGUGCAACAAGGUGCACGGGGUGCAGACUGGCGAGACCUGCUUCUCCUUGGCGCAAGGCUCCGGCUUGACCCAGGAAGACUUCCUGGGAUUCAACCCCAACAUCAACUGCGCCAGGGUCUUCGUUGGCCAGUGGGUCUGCCUUGACGCUUCCUCUGCUUAAGUUGUACAGUACUACGCACCUGAAGUCCUGAACACCGCUGCUGCCUACAGUACCGCCCUACGUACUCCUACUAUGAAUAAGGAGGCGCGCUAGCUCUUCCGUAUGCCCCACAGUUCUCCGCUAAAUAUUUGUAUCUUCCUCGCAAAAAAGAGGUGCUUGCUUGCUGUCUGAAGUAGUCCGUCGUCACUCGUCACUCUGUCUUUGUAUACUAGCUAUGGCUAAGUAUCUGAUUCCGUUGACCGUGUCUGAUUUUCAGUUUACUCCUUAUAAUUCGUCCCUGUCUUCUGGAUAAGUUGGCAAUCUAAAGGGAUCCCGUAAA
Molecule: messenger RNA, 701 nt
Organism: Brachypodium distachyon (stiff brome)
Lineage: Eukaryota; Viridiplantae; Streptophyta; Magnoliopsida; Poales; Poaceae
Exons: 1
Coding region: 77-382 (101 amino acids)
Source: RefSeq, a predicted model, not a curated record